AUGGACAGCGCGGCCACAAACACGGCGGCCGACGCGACCAUAACCACCAAGCCGGCUCUUGCAGCGCGAUCGACUCUACCAACAACCAAUCUCGGCGCUCUCACAACAACCUUUACGCCGGCUGACGAUUGCAUGUCUCUAACAAACCGGUACUUUAACUCGGAGAAGCCAGGAACCUACUACUACAACUACGGCUUCACCUGCAAUGUCAACGGGGUAAACGGCCCCAUCUUCGGUCCCAUGGCGAAGCCCACCUGUUUCCCCGAGUCGUUUGCCUCGGCAUUUACCUGCGAAUUCGAACUCUCGGACAUGGUGACGCCUUAUCCCGUGUACUCGCCGGGGCUGAUGUGCCCACACGGCUACGGACCGAGCUGCACAAUCUCCCAGCCAGCGGGCACAGCUUCCGACGCCGCCAAUGCGACUUCGAGUCCGAAUCUGGCCGAAAGGAAAAUCCAGAGUAUGCUUAAAGCCGGGGAGACGGCAAUUGGCUGCUGCCCGAGGUAA
Messenger RNA from Metarhizium brunneum ARSEF 3297, 504 nucleotides. RefSeq lists its product as uncharacterized. The record is from RefSeq and is a predicted model, not a curated record. Lineage: Eukaryota; Fungi; Ascomycota; Sordariomycetes; Hypocreales; Clavicipitaceae.